This is a messenger RNA of Amoebophrya sp. A120, 5958 nucleotides long. NCBI's taxonomy places the organism in Eukaryota, Dinophyceae, Syndiniales, Amoebophryaceae. The record is from the annotation of a GenBank genome assembly.
AGAUUGUAGAAUAGGAGCAGGAAGAAAAUGCUGCGAUCUAAUUGAGUAAAAGAGUCACAGCGAGAAGUGCUGUCGAAUAAUAUCAAGCCUAUCUCGACUGAAUACUUACUCAAGAUGUCGACCUCCAGCCCCUCUACCCACCAGGGCAGUGGCUCUAGCCCGUGUGCGAAAAUUCCUUGUGCUGGUGCAGCGAUAACCAGUGCCGGUCUUGGUUCCACCAGCCAGCAACUACCGGACCAGACGACAGGCGAAAAAUACAUCGAGACUCACGUGCACCCCAUCCUUGAGAAGUUGGGCGAGGCGCUUGCGGCCGCGGUGCCGGAUGAUGUGGACAAAUUUGUGCAUGAGUGGCUCCUAAUCGAAAAAGAGAUAAGCGAACAAACUGUGGUUUCCGGAAUAGAAUACAAGGAAACUACAACAUCAACCUGUAAAACAACGAGCAAAACAGGAGCAAAAGACGAGAAAAGCAAUAAACCGGUGAAGAACCUGCAGGUGACCAAUUCCCAGCGCCGGGAAUUCGUGCAGAACCAGGUGUCGCCGCUUCUGUGGCAAAUCACGUACGACUGUUUGACCAAUCGUCCGAUUGAAGUGGUGCAGUUUCUGGCCGACAAGUUUCGCAGGAAGGUGCACAGGCGGAGCCACAACCAAAACCGGGACUCGCAUCUGUCGCAGUCCCAAAGGUCGAGCGGGAUUCACGACAGUGACAACGAUGGUUUGGGGUUGUCCGAGGAUGACGAGGUCAGCGAAAAGGAGGUAGAACGGAUGCGCUUGUUGAUGCACGACCGGAGAAUCGGGGUCUCGGCGGAGAAGAUGAGUUCGAAGGACAUGAAGAACUACCAGCCACCCUACUUCGAGAAGACGGAGACGCAGAAAAAGGACUUGAAAAAUUUGAUCCGAAGGAGCAAGGACGGGAAAAUUCACAUGUUGUUCGGCCUGGUCAGCGACGCUACCCUAGACAAGGUACAGGAACUUCUAAUUGGAGACAAAUCAAGCAGUAGCAUGGUGUUUGGUGGUGCAUGCAAGCCGGAGUCUUUCUCCAUUGCUUUUUUGCAAUACAAAUUUUUUUCUGUGAUGUCACUGUAAGGUCGUCGACGCCAUGGAGCUGAAGGAGAUCAAGAAAUCAAUAAACGUGAUCGAGCAAGUGUCAAGAAGAAAAAUCCCCCCUCCGCAUAUCAAAGCGGAAAUCUGUGAUGCAGAUUUGCAGUCACAAAUCAGCUUUGUCAUGCUAGAAGGGAAAAGAUGCGGACUGUAGUGCUGGGUGGCGUGGGGAAGCCUUGCAUCUUCAGCAUGACACGAAGCAGCUGCGAGAGGGAAACAGCAUGACAAAUUGCCUGCAAACGAGGCCACAACUGCGGGUCUUGGCCUUCUAGCAUUACAAGCCGAUUUGUGUACUCAACUACAGCAUCACAAAUUUCGUUUUCGAUAUGGGGUGGGGGGAUUUUUCCUUUUGAUAGCAAGGCCAACCCGAAGGGGACUAUUUCUACAUCGUGCAAAACGGCGCGUUCGACAUUCUGGUCAACAACAGCAAGGUGUUCGAGGCCGGUCCCGGGUUUUCUUUCGGCGAACUCGCGCUACUGUACAACGCCCCCCGGUCUGCGACGAUCAUAUCCAGUGAAAAUGUGAUGUUGGGGUCUGGAAGUGGAAGAAAACAGGCAGGGGAGACGGAGAAUUGUUCCUGUCCCCUGGUGACAAAAAGCGCACAUGUUUCGCUUGCUGUGCAACAGAGAUGUUCACUGCUCUACGCACAGAGUCCGCAUUGCAGAAGUAUGCAUUCUUGUUCCAACCCCGACGUAUUUGCAAUGCAUACAUUAAGGCGAAUAUCGACUCCACGGUGUGGCGAUUGGACCGACUCGCGUUCCGGAUGCUGGUCGUGACGGCACAGGAGCUGAAGAUGCAGGAAUACGUGAACUUCCUGCAGAAAGUGCCGAUCUUCGAAACCUUGUCGGGGCACGAGGUGUCGCGGUUGGCGGAGGUUGUGCAGGAGGAGGAUUUCGAAGAGGACGAAGCCAUUAUCGAGCAAGGGGCUGUGGACAACAGCAUGUAGGAUGAUUUUCUGUUAAUUUCUCGUACAAGUAUGCAUGAGGAAAAUCAUGCUUAUUAUCCGCCGCCUUUGCAGCGUUGUAGAUUGCUAUGCUAUUCUCAAUAGUCUUGAAAAAUAUACGCCAGGUUCAUCGUUCUGCAGGGUUCCUGUGUGGCUUGCAUCCGCCAAGAAUCCAAAACGUCGACGUCCACUAGCGAUAGCGCGCAACCGCAGGAGGAGGACGAGAUCGAGGUGGCGAACUACGGCCCCAGCGAUUACUUCGGCGAAAUUGCGCUGCUGAAUUCUACGCCGAGAAAGGCGAGCGUCUAUGCGACGGAACCGAACACGGUGUUGCUCAUGGUGGACGCCCCGUCCUUCCGGCGCAUUCUGGGGCCAGUAAAGGACAUUUUAAAGCGGAAAAUUUCGCUGUACCAAAAAUACGACGAUUUUUUCCAGGUGGACGAUGUGGCGAAAGAAUCGUCGAACCAGAAAGACAAGAUGAGUCUGACAAACACGGGGGGCACAACGACCACCUCGAUCGACGCGUCGAGCUUAACCAGUACGGCCGGAAGUGGCGGCAAUCCGACCGCGUCCGCGAGCAUCAACAACAAGUUAAAGCAGGCGGCUAGGAAGUACCGGAAGCGCGGGGCAGAGACGGGGGCGAAGAAAGCGAACAAGGAGAGUUGUGUCGGAGCGAACGCGGGCGGCACGAGCCCGACCGGGGGGUCCCGAGGGUUCACCAGCACAACGUUACUACAGGAGAAGGAGCCCGAGACCUUGAAGGAAAAGGUAUAGAACGAAGAAAAUGUGUGUUGAUCAUGUUGGACGAACUUGUGAUGCGGCGGUGACAAUACGUUUGUAGUGUAUCAUGCGAUAAUAUCAUAUGAACCACAAAACUAUACACCAAACAACGCAGAUCGCCGCGGAUUUCGCCCGUCCAAAUCUGGUGCAGGCGAUCGACGACUUUUCCUUAUCGAAAGCCUUUAAGAACUAUCAAAUGUAAAAAUGUCUGGGUCUGGAAGAUUGCGAGGUUUGUCAUGCUUGUCUGGCAUGGCCAAAAAGUUUGUGAUGCGUGUCCAAGAAGAGAAGCUUUUGCCUGUCAUGCAAAAACGCAGUUUGUCAUGCGAAAAACGCAACACAAAGAAGCGCAGAUAUUUCUCAUGCUUGGCUGUGCAUUACAGAGCAUUCACUAUUCCCAACGCAGCAUUACAAGUUUCCAGACCCAGACAUUUUUGCAAUGCAUAAGAACACCGCGACGGCCUUCUCUGUUUUGGGGGAAUUAAAACCCGAACAGAAGUUUAAGGACAACAAGCCGUUAAAGUUCGAAUACAGUACUAGCACAGCGGGAGCGGCACAACCGUCUGCCACCACAAUAAUUCCAGUCACGAAAAAGACCACUUCGGAAACUGCGGACAAUGAAAUAAAUACGAAUUCCAACAAGCAAACCUCCUACUCCUUCCAAGUCCCCAGCACUCUCAAAGGCCCAACCACGGGCUCUUUGUUCAUCCAAAAGGGCCAGAAACACAACUUCGAUCCGACCCCGAAUCAGGACAACAUGUUUUUCCACACGUUCAACAACGGGAUUCUUUUGACGGGCGUGUGCGACGGCCACGGCCCCUUCGGCCACAUCGUUUCUCUCCGGCUGGUGCAGUCGCUGCCGUUCUUUCUCGUGAAGAACAACGAAAAGUUGUUUUGCGGCUCCGCCACAACCUUGCACAGCGACGUGGAUUGGCAGGGGCUUUUCAACAAGGCGUUCGGGGACGCGAUGCAGGAUUUGGUGGACUUUGGGAAGAAGGAGAACGUCAAUUUAGACGUGUCCGGGUCGACCGCGUCCGUGUUGCUGAAGCACGAACAGAAGCUGCACCUCGCCUGGGUGGGGGACAGCAACAUCAUGAUUGCGAGUUACAACCGGCACGAUUCCACGGAAAUUUUUACGACCGAUCCCCACGUAUGAGAGUGCACAACUCCCCCUCCCCCCCAUUUGUAUUGCAUGAACAGCAAUACAAACACCAGCACACGUGGAGCCUGUGCAUGACAAAUUCAUGCGCCUAGUGUAGUAAUUGUACUGUUUGGGCUUCCGGAAUCUGUCAUGCAAACAGUGCCACAGGGAAGCACUUGGAUUUGAGGAUUUGCAUGACAAAUGAGGGGGAGGGGGAGUUGUGGACUCUUAUACCACGUCCCCGAGUCCGAGAAGGAUCGGGUGGAAUCGCUCGGUUUGGCGGAGGUGCGGGAAAUUGCGGAGAACUCCUACCUAUGCAUUGCAAAUAUGUCUGGGUCUGGAAGAUUCGAAACUUGUAAUGCUGUCCCUGGAUUCUAAAAAAAUUUGUAUUGCGUGACCAGUAUGAGGACUCACACUCAGCUUUGUGCUACGCGGAGAGGGCAUUUCUCAUGCGUUAGAGGCAUCGCAAAGUCCUCUAAACGUCUGUGAUGCUAGGGCAUGCAUCACAGACAUCAUGGGUCAUUCAAAAUAUGCAUGACAAGCCUGGCGAUCUUCCAGACCCAGACAUUUUUACAGUUGAUACUACCGGAUCUACUUGAAAGGGCAGAGCGUGCCGGGGCUCACGAUGAGUCGCGCGAUGGGGGAUCUGAUGCUGCAGGGCAAGGGGGUCACCUGUUUGCCCAGCUACAAACAGCUCGCCAUGCAACCGGGUGACGAGUGGUUUGCGAUAGGUAUUCGUUGUGGGUAUGUGCACUCCUUGGGUUCUUUGAUAGAUCGACGACUGUCAUAUCAUGUCGAUGUACCUAGUUCCUUUUUUUUUGACGAAAACGGAUGAGCAUUCAGUUUUUCAAGAUAAGUACUGCUCUGGACAGCAUCCGUGAAAGUCGUUAUGCGCGAUCGAUAGAGAAUGAGAAACACACCACAUCAGUUGCGUCUGACGGCAUCUGGGAAUUUUUAACCUCUGAAGAGGUAGUGAAAUUUGCGGCGAAAAAGUUGCGGUUGAAAGGCGUGCGGGAAACGAAUAAAGCGCUGAUUGAUUCGAGCCGGAAGCGGUGGGCGCAGGUGGAGGGUGAUUACUGCGACGACAUCGCCUCGCUGGUGCUCAUGUUCAACUGCAAACCCUUACCGGAUUCCUCGGCCAACAUGCUGCUUCAGGUGGAAGCGGAGUAGAUUGGGCGUGUAACGACUUCUCCGCUCGACGGUUCGUUUCAUCCUGAGGGGAGAUAACGGGUCGAGAGUAGUUACUUCAAAAGUAAAAGCGAAGUGCUGGUCAUGAUAAUCACGGGGAAUAUUGAUCCUUGGUUGUGAAACAGUGUGAGAAACAAAGAUAGCAGAGAAGAAGACACACCGGCACACACGGUGCCAGAGGUAAAGGCACUUGGUGCAGUCACUAGCAACUUCAUGUUUUUUUGUGUUACCGGCUAGCGCCGUUUUUACUAUAAUUUAGUCAAUUUUUACUACAGUUGAUCUUCGUUUCAAGAUAGUACAGACAGCUUAAAAGUUCAAAGGAGUUUCAAGACUUACAGAUACGCGCUAGAGUCUUUUGUUUCUGAGAUUUGUGCAAAAUGAAAUGCCACCUAUCAAUCAACAUUCGGAGCUCCAACACAACUACACAAUUUAUCUUUAUGGCAUGACUUUAAUCAAUGAAAGAUUAAGAUUAAGAAGAUGAUCGUCUAGGUUUCACAUAGCACCAUGCUUCCAUCAUUGCGAGAACACGAAAACUGGAGUUUCACGAGAUUCUAUUUCUUGGAGGCUACUUGCACGCGUCGGCAUUCUAGAACGCUGCAUACGGUAUCAAACUGGUACCAAGCUCGCAAAAGGCAUGACGUCAACCGUAUCGACUAGCAUCAAGAGACAUAAGUGUCACACGAAAUUUUGCAACUUCGAACAUCAGUCGAGAAUGUCAUAGAGCCUCAUCAAUUGGACGCCGAUAAUUCAAAAACGACGGCUGGAUGGUGCUUCACUUUUUAUUUGAUCAAUUGGAAAUUGAUAACGGAAU